This is a messenger RNA of Exophiala viscosa, 1014 nucleotides long. RefSeq names its product translation initiation factor eIF-3 subunit 2. Gene Ontology annotation, molecular function: protein binding; RNA binding. Gene Ontology annotation, cellular component: SMN complex. The record is from RefSeq and is a predicted model, not a curated record. Bases 1 to 1014 code for a protein of 337 amino acids. The transcript is spliced from 6 exons. Gene Ontology annotation, biological process: spliceosomal snRNP assembly. NCBI's taxonomy places the organism in Eukaryota, Fungi, Ascomycota, Eurotiomycetes, Chaetothyriales, Herpotrichiellaceae.
AUGUCCGAGACUCCGCGGAUCGUCCCCCUAACAUGCCAUGGCCAUUCACGACCAAUCACUCAUCUGAGCUUCUCAUCCGUCGUAGACGAUGACCAGUAUUACCUAAUCUCGGCUUCCAAAGACAACAACCCCAUGUUGAGAGAUGGCAUCACUGGAGAUUGGAUAGGAACCUUUAUCGGACACAAAGGCGCUGUCUGGUCGUCGAGAUUGUCCUCUGACGCUAAGAUCGCAGCCACGGGAUCUGCCGACUUCACAGCGAGAAUCUGGGAUCCACAAACUGGAGAAUGCCUACAUAUCCUUGAACAUAAACAUAUCGUCCGUGCCGUCGCCUUUCCAGUGCAAGACAAUCCACAGUGUGUGGCCACCGGAGGUCAGGACAAGCGACUGAAGAUUUUCGACCUCACCAGAGGUGGAAGUGCUGCGCCCCAGGCACAAAGCACCUCAUCUCCGACCACCCCAAGCGCCACGGGCGAAGGACUCGAGAUCGGUGCCGACGUACAUGGAGGCACCAUCAAAUCAAUCGUAUGGAACGUCGACUACAAUAUUCUCACAACGGCAUGCGAAGACAAAACCAUCCGGUGGUGGGACUUGAGGAGCCAGCGCAUGAUUACAAGUGUCAAGACGGAGCGUGACAUUGGGUCUUGUGAACUCUCAACCAAUAAAUCUGGGGAUACCGAUCCAGGCAUCAUCAGUGUCGCUGCCGGGCACUCUUGUCUCUUUUUCGCCGCCGGUCGGCCUGGGCAAUUGAUCAAACAGAUCAACUUCGACCAUGAUAUCGCGAGUGCGGCAGUCAAUACCUCCAGUGGCCGCUUCGUCACUGGUGGUGGCAAAGAUACUUGGGUCCGUGUCUGGGACUUUGAACAAGAAAAGGAGCUGGAGGUACUCAAAGGUCAUCACGGUCCCAUCUGGACAGCAGCAUUCUCUCCUGACGGCAAGCUCUAUGCGACUGGCAGUGAAGAUGGCACGAUCAAAUUGUGGAAGGCUUGCAAAGAGCCGUAUGGCCUUUGGCGCUGA